Megachile rotundata (alfalfa leafcutting bee) is the source of this 1001-nucleotide messenger RNA. RefSeq names its product clathrin light chain (gene Clc). Gene Ontology annotation, molecular function: clathrin heavy chain binding; structural molecule activity. Gene Ontology annotation, cellular component: clathrin coat of coated pit; plasma membrane; clathrin coat of trans-Golgi network vesicle. NCBI's taxonomy places the organism in Eukaryota, Metazoa, Arthropoda, Insecta, Hymenoptera, Megachilidae. Gene Ontology annotation, biological process: clathrin-dependent endocytosis; intracellular protein transport. The record is from RefSeq and is a predicted model, not a curated record.
ACUACAUUUAAUUGUGCGCAUGUGUGCGUUGUACUUCAGUACAAGUAGUAUUGACGUUGACAAUUUGCAAAUAGGAAUCUAACGACAUUUGGGGGUGUUUCCCAAGAUUAUCACAUUUCAAAACGUUAUUGAGUAGACAAUAUGGAUGCAUUUGGUGACAACUUCGUCAUUGAACCAGAAGUAGAUCCUGUGGCAGAAUUUGUAGCAAGAGAACAGGAUCAAUUAGCAGGAUUAGAAGAUGAAAUUCCUCCAGUAUCCAUGGCUGCUCCUGCAACAGCACCAAAUAUAGAUGUUGGUCCGGGUGGUGAUGCUGAAGGUAGUUUUGAGAUAAUAGAUGCAGUUGGACAGCCAACUGAUACACAAGCACCACCAACAACAGAAAGUACACCCAAACCUCCUCCUGUUAAAGAAGAGCCUGAAAAAAUAAAAAAAUGGAGAGAGGAACAGAAAGCUAGACUGGAGGAAAAAGAUGCAGAAGAAGAGAAAAAGAAAGAAGAAUGGAGGGAAGCAGCAAGAAAGGAACUAGAGGAAUGGUAUAAACACCAUGCAGAAGCCAUCAGUAAAACAAAAGCUACAAACAGGGAAUCAGCCAAAAACGCAGAAAAACAAUUUGUAGCGGAAGCUGAUGAAGUGGAACCAGGGACCGAAUGGGAGCGCAUCGCAAAACUUUGCGACUUUAACCCCAAAUCUUCUCGGGCUUCUAAAGAUGUUUCUCGAAUGCGGUCAAUUAUUUUACAAUUGAAACAAACUCCACCAGCUCCUGUCAGUCUUUGAUUAAAUUAAUUUGGUAUGAAUCAUAGAUAUAUAUAUAUAUAUAUACAUACAUACAUAUACAUAUAUAUAAUAUCAAACAUAUUAAAUGAAAGAACAGUAAACACAAAUUACAAUAUAAUUUGAAAAAAGGAUCAUAAAUGAUCUGCCAAGCAAAAAUAUGUAAUGUUACUGUGAAUAAAAGUUAUUAAUGACAAGUAUCUCUAUAAAUACCAAAUUUAAAAAAUAAA